Messenger RNA from Paramecium pentaurelia, 534 nucleotides. NCBI's taxonomy places the organism in Eukaryota, Ciliophora, Oligohymenophorea, Peniculida, Parameciidae. The record is from the annotation of a GenBank genome assembly.
AUGUAUAAAAAGAAUAGUUUGAUAGAUCUUACUCCAAUCUCAAUAAGUAAAUCAACACAUUUAGGAAAGAACAAACCUUUCUGUCCAUCCUUGUUUUUAAAUUAAAUUGAUAGUCAACCCAAAAAAUUUGAAGAUGACUACCAUGAAAAAGUCUUAGAGUUAGAAAUACCAGAAGAUAUAAUACUUCCCAAGACUGUUCGAAGAAGAUAUGCUAUAGGGAAUGGAUUAUCUCCCUAAAAGACAGAUUAAAUCCUUCCCAGUCUCUCUUUACAUGUAACAAUGCAAAAAAGGAAUAUGGAUGAUCUUCUUCAACUUUAAGAAAUUUAAACGUAAAGGGAGAAUACAGAGAUGGAGAACAUAAAUAAAAAGAUUAAAUCCAUCAUUAAUAGUAAUAAAAGGUAAGUUUCUUUUUAAUCUUCUCAUGUUAUUAUUGAUGAAUUUGAUAAUUAUUAAGUUGUUCAAGAUUUACCUACUUAAAGACAUUAAGCUCCAAAGAGAAGAACACAUCUCAAGUAGUUGACAACUGAAAUAUGA